Molecule: messenger RNA, 5407 nt
Organism: Diachasmimorpha longicaudata
Lineage: Eukaryota; Metazoa; Arthropoda; Insecta; Hymenoptera; Braconidae
Exons: 6
Coding region: 675-4973 (1432 amino acids)
Biological process (GO): response to oxidative stress
Molecular function (GO): peroxidase activity; heme binding
Source: RefSeq, a predicted model, not a curated record
UAGCGCAUCUCUUCACUGUGCAAAUUCCAAAAAUUUUCCGGCUAUUUAUUUCUUCACGUGAUUAAAAUUAAUGCAGGAAUUUUAGUGGGGAGGGCUCGCGCCUCAAAACCGUGAAUUUCGUCCCCAGUCAAAAAGUUGUGCUUGAAGACUUGACUUUAUGGCUAGUGUACUCCACACUUGCAACGUGCCACUUGUUAUUUUUACGCAUUAAUUUUUUUUUUUAUUUUCGUUGUUUUUUUUCGGCGGUGGAGGAGGAGGAAAGGAGCGUGAAAGAGAGUGGCUUUUGGUUGGCCGUACUCACGACUGUACUCCCUCCAGGGUUUGUGGCUUUUAACUUCCCAUACCAGCAUUAUUCGAAUAUACUUGAAGCCUUUUGCCUCUCCCGGUUGAGUUUACUAGCCGAGUUCACUCCUCUCGCAGGCUCAGUCCGUUCUGUGACGAUCGAGGUGCCAGUUUUUUUUUUUCGCCGGAUUGAGACAAUAUCUAUUUGGAUAACUGAUCACUCAUGUUAUCCAUGUGAUGUGGGCACGACAACCUGUGCUCGAUAGAGAAAACAUUGUAAACAACGAGGGAAAUUGCUGAGGACGAGGAGGAAAAGAGAAAGGAAGGGGUUUAAUCUUCUUCUUGAUUCAAAUACUUUCCCUUCUGAAGUGCAUUCGGAGGAAAUUAGCAGCAUGAGGACCAGUCGCUUACGCGGCAAUGCAGUUGUGCUGAUUGGACUACUCAUUGUAAUCUGCCAGACGUUCGCCAGUACUGUUAUUCAGAAUGUCGAUUUAAACGAAUAUGUCUAUGGAAUCGACGACGAUCUCCAAGCCCGAGCACGUGCCGCCAUCGAGGCCGAACGGCAUGCCUUUCAAAACAACUGGAGGCAGACUGCAGUUAACAACAACAGCAGUGACUGCAUCGACACGAAGGAAAACCCAUGUCCCCCGUCCAAGUACAGAACACCCUCUGGAGCUUGCAAUAACAUCAGACAUCCUUCCUGGGGGGCUAGAGGAUCACCAUACCUGAAGUUCAUAUCUUCCAAAUAUUCAGAUGGCAUAUCCCGCCCGAGAUCAUCGUUGACGCGUCACGUUCUCCCGAGUGCAUCGGACAUCGUCUCACGUCUGGAGAGCUCGAGCCUCCGCAGGGGUCUGCAAAACGAGGAGCGAAAAGCCCUGACCAGUCUGGCGGGUGUCUGGUCGGAGCUGGUCCUCCGGGACAUCUCCUCGCCAGUCUUCCCAGGCCUAGACCUGUCCCGCUGCUGCCAGACUGACACUCCUCACGCUGAAUGCUACACGAGCUCGGAGUCGACGGGCGAUUGCCGGCCCUACUACAGGAACGUACCCUCGCGCACGGCCUACGGCUGCAAGUUCAGCGGCCGCGAGCAGAUGAACGGAGUAUCCGGCUUCCUAGACGGCUCCGACAUCUACGGCAGCACAGACGACAAGCUCCAUAAAAUCCGAAAGUACGUGGCAGGUCUCGUCAACCUGUCCAACUGCGAGACUUGCAGGGACAGGGCGAGCCAACUUGGAAAGCUCUAUUCCCUCUUGUUGAACGAGCACAACAGAAUCGCUGGGCAAUUGAGUAAGUUGAACGCCCACUGGGAUGAUGCAAAGCUCUUCUUGGAGGCGAGGAGAGCGGUGGUGGCGCAGAUUCAGAGGAUAACCCUUCAGGAAUACGCUUCAAGCAUCCUUGGAGAGUCGGAAAUUGGGGAACUCGAGCAGAUAAACUCAGGUUCCUACAAGGGCUACUCCUCGAACAAUCGAGCUGGUGCCUUUGACGUAGUUGCCCUGGCAGUCCUACCAGCCUUGACAUCACUCUCGAAGCGUACAUCAGGAAGGGUAUCCCUCGAAGCCGAGGUGGAACUCGCAGCGAAUCCAUUGACCCUAGAUGUGUCGCAAUGGACGAACAAUAACUACUGGAAUGCAUCAGCAUUGCUGAUCCACACAGCCAGGGAUCACGGUAUCCCCGGGUACACUGCAUUCCUGGAGCACUGCACAUCAGGAACGAUGAGCAAACACAUGAAGCCUGAGAACAAAGCACUCUUGGAGAAUAUCUACGGUCGAAUAGAUGAUGUGGAUGUUCUGAUUGGUGGAAUACUAGAGAAUCCCAGUGACGGAUCCGCCGUGGGACCGACAUUUGGUUGUCUUCUGGCGGGUCAACUGGCGAAGAUCAGAAACUCCGACAGAUUCUGGUAUGAGAAUGACCUGCCACCGUCGAGCUUGAGCAGCGAGCAGUUGUCAGCGAUGAGGAGAACUAGUCUCGCUGGUCUUCUGUGCGCGAAUGCCCCGAUAGCCGCAGUUCAGCCGAUGGCUUUCUUGCAGAGUGAUGCCUACCUCAACGCCAAGAUCGAUUGCGACAGGCACAAUCCCCUGGAUGUGUCAGCAUGGCGCGAAGAAAGAAGAGAAGAACGCAAGAAGGAGGAGACGAACAGAGAUAGGAGUGAUGAUGUUACAGCUUUCGACGCUGAAAAGCCAUCCUCAUCAUCGUGGAUCGAAAACCCCGAUGAUGAAGAGCCUGUCAUCAACGCCGACAUGAUAGCGGCGGCUCUGGCAAAGGCUCAGCAGGACUUGAUGGAGAGAAAGCGGUUGGAGUAUAACUCUUGGCUUCAGCAGAGAUAUGCCGAUCCCAAGUCACCAGCAGGUACAGCUGCCAGUUUCUCAAAAGCCAAUAGAGAUGCCCUCUCCCUCGCUAAUUCCUCGAUCCUCUUCGAACUGGCGACUAAUGAGAUCAUCAACGGUGCCCACGGCCUGCGGAGGAGAAAACGUCAGGCCUUUGACAGCUCCGAUAAUAUUCUGGGAUUUCCCGGCAACGACUUUUCAGACGUUCUCCAAAACGUGGAUCUCACCAAUUUCGUGUCGAACUCAAGACCCAGCGAUCCUAGCGAGAUAGACUGCCCCGUGGACGACAGCCCCUGUGAUCCAACAUCUCCUUACAGAACGCUCACAGGGCACUGUAACAACCUGAGGAACCCCAGACUGGGAAAAUCCCUGACGACAUUCGCUAGGUUGCUACCACCCGCGUAUGACGAUGGCGUGUCAAAGCCCAGGAUCACCUCAGUUCAAGGCGGACCCCUUCCAAACCCCAGGACUAUAUCCACAACAAUGCACCCGGACAUUUCCAAUCUCCACAACAGAUAUACCUUGAUGGUGAUGCAAUUCGCCCAGUUCGUAGAUCAUGAUCUCACAAUGACACCCAUUCACAAGGGCUUCGCCGAGUCAAUUCCCUCGUGCAGAUCAUGCGACUCCGCCAGAACUGUUCACCCAGAGUGCAAUCCCUUCCCAGUGCCACCUGGUGACCACUUCUUCCCCACGCACAACUCAACAACUGGAGAAAGACUCUGCAUUCCUUCGAUGAGAUCCCUACCAGGUCAACAGAACCUCGGACCACGUGAGCAGGUCAAUCAGAACACAGCAUUUUUAGACGCUUCGGUUGUUUACGGUGAGAACAUCUGUAUCGGGAACAUUCUUCGAGGCUUCAGUGGCCGAAUGAACAUCACCAAUCACCCGAAUAGGCUCAAGGACCUUCUGCCACAAUCGGCUACACAUCCGGAAUGCAAAUCACCUUCAGGAUAUUGCUUUAUUGGAGGCGAUGGGAGAGCUUCGGAGCAACCUGGAUUGACAGUGAUGCACACCAUGUGGGUUCGCGAGCACAACAGAAUCAUGGAGGGCCUGAGGAGGGUUAAUCCUCACUGGGAUGGGGAGAAGCUGUACCAGGAGACGAGGAGGAUCCUCAGUGCGAUGUUGCAACAUAUAACGUACAAUGAAUUCUUCCCGAGAAUUCUUGGCUGGAAUGCUGUAAGUCUGUACGGGCUCAAGCUUCUGCCCCAGGGGUACUACAGAGAGUAUUCCCCAACGUGCAAUCCCAGCAUCCUUACCGAAUUCGCCAGCGCAGCUUACAGGAUAGGGCACUCCCUUUUGAGACCGCAUCUGCCCAGGAUGGAUCAGAACUACCGGCCUGUUGAUCCUCCCAUCCUCCUUCGCGAUGGAUUCUUCAACGUGGAUAUGCUUUACAGAGUUGAUAUGGUUGACGAAAUGCUCAGGGGAUUGGUCUCCACACCCAUGGAGACCAUGGACCAAUUCAUCACUGGUGAAGUGACGAAUCACUUAUUCGAGAACAGAAAGAUUCUCCAUUCUGGAGUAGAUCUGAUCGCUCUGAAUGUCCAGAGAGCUCGCGAUCAUGGAAUACCUGGUUACAACAAUUACCGUGCACUCUGUAACUUGAAGAGGGCGACAACUUUUGAGGAUCUCUCCAGGGAAAUGGCGCCGGAGGUAAUCGCCAGAUUGAAGAGAAUCUACGCGAGUGUUGACGACAUCGAUCUGUUCCCCGGGGGCAUGAGUGAACGACCACUUCAGGGGGGUCUGGUUGGGCCCACCUUCGGCUGCAUCAUUGCGAUACAGAUGAGGCAGUUGAGGAAGUGCGACAGGUUCUGGUAUGAAACUGACGAUCCGAAUAUCAGAUUCACUGAGCAGCAGUUGACGGAGCUCAGGAAGAACACAUUGGCGAAAGUCCUCUGCGAGAAUAUGGACUCUCACGUGGAAAUGCAGAGAGCUGCCUUCGAUCUGCCCUCGAAUUUCUUAAACCCGAGAGUGCCGUGCAGCACUAUGGCGCAGAUGGAUUUCAGCGCAUGGAAGGAGACCAGGAGCACCGGGUGCCUGAUCGGUGGAAGAAAUGUUGCUGUUGGGGAGAGCGGCUUCCCCUCACCUUGCACCAGUUGUGUCUGCACUAAUGAAGGGACACAAUGUGCCUCUCUACGAGUCACCGACUGUCCCCAACUCCUCCGUGAAGCUUCACGGGAGGCCAUUCUUCGUGACGACGUCUGCACCGCUCAAUGUGGCUUCGCCCUGGCAGCGGCCGAUUCAACAUCAAGACAAUCAUUCCAAAGUGCAUCAGCAUCAGCAUCAGCAUUCGCAUUUUCAGCUCCCGUACAGAGCAAUCCUACCUCUUUCAAUGACUUCAAACUGCCCGAUCUUUCUCAGUUCGUUGGGUAAAGAGACAGGAGGGAUAUCGUUAUAUAAACGAAUCCAAUUACGUAUUUGCGAGUGUAAAUAUAGAUCGCAAAAGUGUGGAUGAGUAUUUUUAUAAUUUUUCUACUUUCAUUGGGAACAUUUGAGAAUUUGGUUGUUGACUCUUAAUGACUGAAUGAGUUUUCACAUUUUCUCACGUUUCAACAUGAAUUACAGAUACUGCCAAGGGACUACUCAGAUGUACAAUUUUUUUAACGAAUUAUCGUCUAUUAUCGCAGGUGAUUCCGAGUCUACACCCUUUCCCCAUUCCCUCUUCCUUCAUUCAAAUUCAUGGGAUGGUCUUGUAAUGUUCAAUUUUAUUAAUUUUCUAUUUAGUGUAAAAUAUUAAAAAGAAUGUUUUGUAUACCGUUGAUUAUGUAUUUGUUCCAUUAAAAAUCACCUUUUAUUGUUUUAAAAAA